AAGUAGCCUCCGAAUUUCCAGUGUCUUUUUCCCCACUUGGAAUUGAACCCAGAAGGACAUUUCUUCCAACAGUAGGACACUUGCUUUGACCAGAAAAGGUAGCUUCAAUCCCUAGCAUUUUAGGUUGAAAGGAUGAUGCUAGAAGACUGCUGGUAGGUCACAGAAGGAUGCUUCAGGUGGACAAUGAGGUAAUGAGGAAUAUAACAACUUAUUCCUUUCCUACUGGAAACUCCAAAAAUCCCUAGUGAGCUCUAGCCAAUGUUUACACUUUGCUAGGGGUGGGGCCGCAAAGUUUCUGUGUAAAUCUGGAGGAGGUAGUAAUAGCCUUGGCAAUUCCCUCACUAUCACUUUCAAUACCUCCUGUACUGUGGAUGAGGAAACAUGAAGUUUCACCUUAUCCUCAUCGCAUUUGGGAUUGUCCUAGUUCAUCAUAUGUCUGACGCUGUAUUUCCUGUCUUCUUUGACUGUUGCACAGAAGUAGCCCAGCAUAUCCCCAAGAGAUGGUUAAGAAGAGUGGUGAAAUAUGAGAGACAAAAGAGUGAUGAUUUAUGCAGAAUACCAGCUGUGAUCCUUCACACCAGGCGCAAAAAGGUAUGUGUAAGUCCACUGAAUGAAAAUGUGAAGAGAUGGAUAAAGCAGAUGACCAGGUGUUGCCAGAAAAGUGAUCCAGAGAUCUGGAAGAAAAGGAAACUCAGAAGGGGGAGGAAAACUAUGAGGAAAGAUCAUAUAUUUGCAAUGUGCAAGAAAGAAAUCUGUGCUACGCAAUAAAUAUGACAAAAGUCUCAGAAUAACAGAUCCCAUAAA
This is a messenger RNA of Thamnophis sirtalis, 804 nucleotides long. Lineage: Eukaryota; Metazoa; Chordata; Lepidosauria; Squamata; Natricidae. The record is from RefSeq and is a predicted model, not a curated record.